This is a messenger RNA of Endocarpon pusillum Z07020, 1062 nucleotides long. RefSeq lists its product as uncharacterized. The record is from RefSeq and is a predicted model, not a curated record. Gene Ontology annotation, molecular function: 3'(2'),5'-bisphosphate nucleotidase activity. NCBI's taxonomy places the organism in Eukaryota, Fungi, Ascomycota, Eurotiomycetes, Verrucariales, Verrucariaceae. The transcript has a single exon. Gene Ontology annotation, biological process: phosphatidylinositol phosphate biosynthetic process; sulfate assimilation. Bases 1 to 1062 code for a protein of 353 amino acids.
AUGUCAUAUUCUCAGGAGCUUAAAGUCGCACAGCUGGCUGUACAGAGAGCUGCGAUUUUGACAAAGAAAGUCUUUAAGGAAAAAGCAAAGGGCACUUUUUCAAAAGAAGACAAGUCACCAGUAACCAUUGGAGAUUUUGGUGCACAAGCAUUGAUCAUUCAAGCUAUCAAGAAGAACUUUCCUAGCGAUGAAAUAGUGGGUGAAGAAGAAGCUUCGUCGUUGCGCGACAACAAAGAUCUGAGCUUUCAGAUUUGGGAUCUGGUCAAGGAAGUUAGACUCGAACACCCUGAUUCAGAUUCAUUACUUGGAGGGUCGUUAUCUAGUGAAGAUGCUAUGCUGGAGGCAAUCGAUCAAGGAAGCAGUGCAGGAGGCGGCAAAGGCAGAAUAUGGGCUCUUGAUCCAAUUGAUGGCACGAAGGGUUUCCUACGGGGGGGCCAGUAUGCAGUCUGUUUGGCUCUCAUUGUUGAUGGAGACAUCAAAGUCGGAGUUCUCGGCUGCCCUAAUCUACCGGUUGACGACACUACCACCCUGAACGAGGAUAUUGGGGCAAAUCAGACGGAUCAAGAAGGUAAGGGCGUGCUUUUCGCCGCGGUACAGGGACAGGGUGCCACCAGUCAACCAUUAUCAACCUCAUCGUUAGGGCCGAGCAAGGCAAUCCAUAUGCGACCAGUUCCGGACAUUGCACAAGCUGUUUUCUGCGAAAGUGUCGAAGCUGGUCACUCCUCGAAGGGUGACAAUGCGGCAAUUGCGGAGAAGCUGGGCAUCACAUCAAAGCCGGUUCAGAUGGACUCCCAGGCCAAGUACGGGUCGAUCGCUAGAGGCGCGGGGGACCUAUACCUGAGGCUUCCGGUACGGAAAGAUUAUCAGGAAAAGAUAUGGGAUCAUGCUGCAGGUGAUCUGAUCGUCCGAGAAGCUGGUGGCGUGGUAACCGACACAAAUGGAAAACGACUGGACUUCAGCCAAGGACGGACCUUGAAGGAUAACAAGGGUGUAGUCGCGGCACCAGAGGCUAUUCAUGCCAAAGUGUUGAAUGCGGUGCAGGAAGUUCUUGGACUCAAAUAG